UACAAAUUGUUCAAUCACCAAAAUCAUCAACACACAAAAUUGUUUACAAGUUUAAACCAAAUCUCAAACAAAGAAAAAAAAUGGCCGGAGAAGGAGAAGUGAUCGCUUGCCACACCAUCGAAGUCUGGAACGAGCAGAUCAAAGCCGCCAACGACUCCAAGAAACUGAUCGUGAUAGACUUCACUGCUACAUGGUGCCCACCUUGCCGUUUCAUUGCACCAGUCUUCGUAGAGAUGGCCAAGAAGUUCCUCAACGUCGUCUUCUUCAAGAUCGAUGUGGACGAAUUGCAAUCCGUUGCUAAAGAAUUCAAAGUGGAGGCAAUGCCCACUUUUCUCUUCAUGAGGGAAGGUGAGAUCGUGGACCGUGUUGUCGGUGCAAGGAAGGAGGAAAUCCAUCAGACAUUGAUGAAGCACGGUGGUGUUGCUUCUGCUUAAAGUUAUUGUUCUUCGGUGUUUUAUUAUAUGUAAUAAAAGUGAUGCAAAUUUGGUAUUUAUAAACUUAUCUUUGUUAUGAUCACAAUAAACAUGGAUUGAUAACUUAACAGCAGCAUGAGGAAUGCUGUUGUGUUAAUAAUAAUGAACACACAAGAUUGAGUUUUUA
Messenger RNA from Brassica oleracea var. oleracea, 600 nucleotides. Its product is annotated as thioredoxin H5. The record is from RefSeq and is a predicted model, not a curated record. The transcript is spliced from 2 exons. The coding region runs from base 81 to 434 and encodes 117 amino acids. Lineage: Eukaryota; Viridiplantae; Streptophyta; Magnoliopsida; Brassicales; Brassicaceae.